Molecule: messenger RNA, 269 nt
Organism: Staurois parvus
Lineage: Eukaryota; Metazoa; Chordata; Amphibia; Anura; Ranidae
Source: the annotation of a GenBank genome assembly
GCAGGGCCAGAAGGUGGGGAAGGUGUCAUGUUGGACCAUUGGAGUGAGACUGCUGCUCUCUCACAGAGUGUGGGGGUCAGGGGUGGACUGACCAUUUGGAAACUCAGGCACUGCCUGAGGGCCUGGGGUCAGUAGGGGGCCCCAUGAGAUGCCACUGGUACCUUUUUCAUAGGCUUUUUUGAGUUUUGCCAAGGACAUAGGGGCCCCAUGAUCCCCUAUUGCCCAGGGGCCCCAUGAGUUGUCAGUCCACCCCUGGUGGGGGUGCUCAU